AUGGCGCGAGGCAGCCAUUCAGGUCUCUUUGAUAUUUUCCUCAGAACUAUCCUCAACGAUGCCCGUCUAGCAGCCUUGGUUUUCUCCUUACAUAUAGGCAAUUGGGGUUACUAUCCACAUUCAUGCUCAGGUGAGUGGGAAAACCUAAGUCUUCCAAGGGAGGAGAUCACCCUUAUCCGCCAAGCUAUCAAUAGGGUGGGAAUCAAACAUCUAGAAUCAAAUAUCAUCAAAGAUAUACGAAAGCGUGAUCGACGACCGCUGAUGGCGCUUCUUCUAACAUGUCUCCCAAAUCUCACCAGAAUAUAUGCACACGUGCCGCAGUCUGAUCCCGUUCUCAACGCAGCUCUCAUGCAAAUAUUAGAUUGUCAGAGUGGCAGCAAUCCAUCAGCACUUCUUAGCAAGCUGAGCGAACUUUAUGUAUUUGGCGAAGUGGACGUUCCUACCCGUGACCCCGUGAAUUAUGAGCUCCUUCCAAGAGCCGAUCAAACCCUAUUGCGCCUAGAUGAUCUGUGGCCCGCAUUUCAUUUGACAGGGCUGCGGACACUCUCACUUUAUGGUCUAGAUACAGCGAACGCAGCCUGUCGACUUGGAGCCAGUCCUGCUAUGUCUCGGCUGAAACACUUAUCCAUAAUCGGCGGCUUCGAUUCCAGCUGCACGUAUUCGGAUCUCCAAGCUUUGCUCACUUUACCAGAAGCCUUUUCCAGCUUCUCAUUAUACAACAGCCUUGAAUGCCUCGAUAUUUAUCGUGAUGCAGAGCAUACGAGGCUUUUCAUGAGCCAAGGCCAUUUUGGUCCUCUCCAUUCCUUUUCAAGCCUGAAAAAGCUUUGUAUCCAAGCAGAAGUCUUACUUGGUAGCUUCUGGGACCGGCCGAACGCCCCCUACGGCUUGAGAGACCGGUUGCCAUGCAAUGUCCAGUCUCUUACACUCUAUGGCGGUAGAGGGUUCUUCCACAUUAGCAGUAUAGGCGUGCACCUGCAAGAAGCACUGGGCAGCGGGAUAUUCUCGUCCCUAACUUCGAUUGAACUAGAGGGUUUCUAUGUAGAUUCUGAAAUCUCGGAAAUGUGCCGUCAAACCGGUGUUAGCCUUUCAACGGGACGAAGCUGUCGACAUAGAGCCGUUUCAAGAGAUUGUCAACUUCGGAAGGAAGGAAGGUGGCCGCAGUUCUUGCAAACGACAUACCACAUGCGAAUGGAUGGCCAAGGACGAGCGGUCAUGUUUGCUUUCUUCCCUGAGGAAUGUCGAGACCGUCGUGAGAUAUUGUUGCCCCUUGACGACAGCAUGGACGCCUGCGAGGAGGUCGCUGUAAAAGAAGGAGACCUUGGUCAAUGUACCGGCGACUUGAAACUCCGUAUGUUGGACUUCUGGGUGCACAAUGGAGGCACUUCGUACAUGGUCUUUCAAAAUUUCGGACAUUCCUCGCUGCUACCGCUUUUUACCUUUGCCAUAUAUUUUACGCAUGCCCACGUGUCCCGCGAAAAGGUAGAUCAUCGGGCGUUAUACCAGGCUCUUUGCGAUUCGUACAACAACUACGAUGUCCGAUUCGAUCUCUACUUUGUCCCCGGUAUAGGUGAAGAAGGUUGUAAAGCUCAUUACCGUCAGGAGCGACGCUUUCGUGGGGAUUACAAGAAGCAACUCAAGGCAUAUAAGGAGAGUAGUCGUUAG
This is a messenger RNA of Aspergillus bombycis, 1662 nucleotides long. RefSeq lists its product as uncharacterized. The coding region runs from base 1 to 1662 and encodes 553 amino acids. Lineage: Eukaryota; Fungi; Ascomycota; Eurotiomycetes; Eurotiales; Aspergillaceae. The record is from RefSeq and is a predicted model, not a curated record. The transcript is spliced from 2 exons.